GCAGUUUAGAUCAAUAGUUCCAUUGUAUUGAACAAACCGAGAAAACAAGCUCAAGCCUCCCGGAACUACCGGGAGGCCUCCGCAUUGCCCCCUAACCUCUGAUGCCUUCCCGCGGGGCUGCAGCCACCAGCGAUCCAUCUCACUUUCCCACAAGGGUCCAGUAGCUCACUGAUCGACGUCCACUAGUCUCCAUCUCCCAAACACCACCAAUGACAACGCAUCUGUAUCCAUCCGAUGUCUCAAGCUGAUCUAUUUCGGUAUCAGGCCGCCAUCGCAGGGCUCUGCAUCUCAGCGAUGCUGUCAUGACCAGUCCUAUAAAGCUGGGUGUAUUUACCACAACAUUGCUGCCGCUGCAAUCCAACCCAUCACCAUCAUCAUCAGAAACAACUACCUUAACCCCUCUUCCAUCCCUUCACCCAUCGCAAUGAAGACCUUCGCCGCAGCAGCCGCCUUCCUAGGCACCGCCCUGGCCCAGAACGCCGCCAUCGGCCUCCCCAAGGCCGGCCAGACCGUUCAGCCAGGACAGAGCCUCACCGUCCAAGUUCAGCGGCCGAACACCAUCACUGGCUCCCAAGAAAUGGCCGUCGCCAUCGGCUUCCAGUCCUGCGCCAGCGGCAACUGCUACGCGGCCGACGAAUACAUGGGGACCAUCCUCUACAACGGCGCCUUCAACCCCGUCUACCACGAAUACUACCUGCCGCCGUACGAGAACUUCACCGUCACAGUGCCCGCGUCGGCGGCGGCGGGCCAGGCGGUCAUCGGGGUGGCGCAUGCUACUUUGGUCGGGGCGUCCGCGGCCCCUUACUUGGAGGUUUUGAAUCAGACGGUUACUGUUGCUUAGAUCGGGGUGGUUUUGGGGAAUGCGUGUAUAUACUAUUCGUGGGUGAUGGUUUAAGUUAGCUUCUGCUGUUAAAUCCAUUGUCGUUCUGUGUGUAAACGAUGACACGUGGU
Messenger RNA from Aspergillus aculeatus ATCC 16872, 951 nucleotides. RefSeq lists its product as uncharacterized. The record is from RefSeq and is a predicted model, not a curated record. The transcript has 4 exons. Bases 425 to 841 code for a protein of 138 amino acids. Lineage: Eukaryota; Fungi; Ascomycota; Eurotiomycetes; Eurotiales; Aspergillaceae.